Staurois parvus is the source of this 412-nucleotide messenger RNA. The record is from the annotation of a GenBank genome assembly. NCBI's taxonomy places the organism in Eukaryota, Metazoa, Chordata, Amphibia, Anura, Ranidae.
AUGGGGCCCCCAGGCAAUAGGGGAUCAUGGGGCCCCUGUGUCCUCACCCACACUCAAACCACACCCAAAAAAGCCUAUGAAAGGUACCAGGGGCAUCUCAUGGUGCCCCUUACUGACCCUGGGCCCUCGGGCAGUACCCAAGUUUCCGAAUGGUCAGUCCGCCCCUGUGGUUCUCUGUUGCACUGCUGACUGGAGGGCUUCCAGAAAAAAGAAACCAAGGUCCAUGAGCAUGACUGGACUGACAACUCAUGGGCCCCCGGGCAAUAGGGGAUCAAGGGGCCCCAUGUCCUUGCCCACACUAAAAAAAAGCCUAUAAAAGGUACCAGGGGCAUUUCAUGGGGCCCCCUACUGACCCCCCGGGCCCUCGGGCAGUGCCCAAGUGUUCGAAUGGUCAGUCCGCCCCUGUCCAUGA